CAUUCAGUUUGAGCCCUCCAGACAGGGGCCACAGACCAGAACCCAAAACACAAGAGUGGGCUCAAGUGAUAGCAUUUUCACUGAUAUGAGGACAGAAGCGGACUAAGGUUUUUAUGAAUGUACACAGCAACUUUUGGACUGGGACAAAACAAAGGGUGAUGAUGCUGGGCUGGUGGUGGUGGUCUUUCUUUGCCGUGGGGGUAAGUCUCGUCUCUCCAGUGCUCUGCCAAAGUGGAGAUGGAGAAUGGGGGUCUGGCCUUUACAUGGACUCUCCAUUGAUGGUCACCAAUGGCACGUCUCACACCGUUGGGGAUGAGCCUGCAAGGACAACAAUUAACCCAAAAUCAAUCACCCUAAAUCAGCCACCAUCUCCUGCCCCUACCCUCCUAUAUGAACCCCAACCUGAUAAAUGUUCUGUGUACUUCAGCACCAAAACCUCUGCAAGGCUUAAAGCAUACCAAGAGGAGAUGGCAUACCUACAAGCCAUUCAACACGGGAACAGAGCAGUAAUGGACAACCUUGUUCAAUACGUGGGGGCGGAGCUAGGGCAUCACAAUUAUGAAGAUAUUAUUAAGGAGAAUAUCAUUGGCAUUCAAGAAGAGCACAAAAGCUGCCAUGAGACGGUGGAGAAGGCUGAGGAGGACCUGAAGAAGCAGCUGGAGGGGGAGGCACUGGGCGCUCUUUCGGGGAUGCAGAAAGUCAGAGAGGAGUCCUUGGCCUUUGAAGACAUGCUUUCUACAGCAGCCGACAUCGCCAGUCGACUGGAGAGCUCUGCCCAGGCUCUGCAGGUUGCAUUCACCAAGAGGCUGAAACAUAUUGUCAACACGCAUCAGUGAGAACACCCCCAGCACCAAACUUUUGAAUAAACAUCAGCAUUUUGAAAAGCAGGUUCCCAAGACAAGCACAAAAUUUUUGUUUUUGUUUUAAGGGUUCACGGCUCUGUUCUUUUCGUUUUGUUUAUUGUAAAAACAUCCCUUUCAUUUGUAAUGCUUAAGUGCAUGUUCCAUCUCUUCUUCUGGAAAUUGGUUGGGUCAGACUGUGCAGCGGUAAGGGGCGCAGGUUUAUGCCAAGCCCAGUGUUUAUGGAUCAUAGCAGAUUGGCCCUGAGAGACCAACUGUAAUGACUGUGUUAGACUUGUGCAGACGAAGCUAUGGAUCAGCCAUCUGGUUACAGGGCGAGGAUGGAGCAAGCAGCCCUCUCAUCUGUGAUUGUGGUGUGGGUAAAAGGGGCAAUUUUCCUCCAGGCAUUUGGCCCUACACUGAAGAACCAAGCCUGUGACAAAAUGUGUAUAUUGUGGAGCAUAAGAGCUAUAGCCAAUUGUAUAAAUGAAGUGUCCUUAGGCCCAUGGUGCACACAGUGACCCUGUACUCUUUACAGGGUCAGGACACACAGCAACAACAUUAUUA
Messenger RNA from Periophthalmus magnuspinnatus, 1406 nucleotides. RefSeq lists its product as uncharacterized. The transcript is spliced from 3 exons. The coding region runs from base 114 to 836 and encodes 240 amino acids. The record is from RefSeq and is a predicted model, not a curated record. Lineage: Eukaryota; Metazoa; Chordata; Actinopteri; Gobiiformes; Gobiidae.